UAGUUGUUAGCAAAGCGUUCCCAGUGAGCUUUGAUCCCUUAAACUCUUCAUUUGUGUUUGAAUCUCAAUCACCCUCGUGUCUGUGCACUCCAUAAACCUGCGGGGAGAGGGCCACGUCGAUGUGCCACGGGAGUGCCUUAUUUGAUUUGCAUGUGUUUAUUAGAGGAGAGCGAGCUCAUGCCGUGAGAGCACUCUGUUUCGUACGACACUAAUGACUGGAGGUUGCUGGGGAGUCGAGGCCCUGAUGCUGCUGUAAUCCCGGUGAUUACAGAGAACCACUCGUUCUGUCUGAGGACUGAUCCGGGAGCCUCUGGACAGGUUGCCUCUGUAUGUGUGGACGCAGUGUCUGCGAGUGAGAUGCAGAAGGCAAGGAGGCACGCAGCAGUGUAAAGCAAACUACAGCACACAUCAAGCCAUAGGCACAUUAAUCAUGCAUCAACUUCUUUGCAUGUCUGUUCUCGGAUGGAUGAACACCAUAUCUCAAGCAGAAUGGCCCUAGACGUUGCUCUCUUCAUCUCUUUAUGCUGCUUUUAACAUCAGUGUGCUGGUUCCUCGGAGCGCCGCGUUGCCUUAUCCCUGCAGUGGCUCCAUGGAGGCAUGUCUUUUAGAAGGGCGAGAGCUGCAGCUGCACUUCUCGUGAUGUUUCCUAAUACUCUGGAGCCCCACAGGUAUGAGCUUCAAACGGGCACGAGACGCCGCUGUCUCCUCCGACAGAGCGGAGACUGGGACUAAUCGCAGCGGGCGCCACACACCUCAGGAAGGUAGCAAUUUUCCAUCAUUACCGUUAAAUCCUCCUUAAAAGAACCGGAUUCCACAGACCUAAUUACAAGGUGUUAAUAAUAACAAUGUAAUGACAGUCAUUUUAAAGCCUGCCCAAAACCAUAAUCCAUCUCUAAACUGACUGUCGCAGUUAAGUGCGUAGUUGCUGUAAGAGCACCAUGAUUAAUAUUGAUUACCAUUGCGAUCACUCCUACAAUAGCUGUGUUGGGGCCUGCAAGUUGGGGCUUGACUUAGCAGCUCUGUCAGCUUUUGUGCAGCAGAAAAUCCGACUUUUAAGAUAGAUCCCACCCCGAUCCGCUCUAUCCAGCUGCUGCUGAUGCUCGGGAGACACAGCCUAAUGGCUGGGGUAGAGUUUAGCACACGGGGGAUUGAUUUACAUGUAUUUGUAGCCAGGUUUCAGUCCAAGAUUCUUAUGUAUUAAUUCGAGGUAUCAAGCAGCUUCUGUGUUCUCACUGUCAGCUCGCAGUAAAAAAAAAAAAAAAAAACGCUGUCAGUAAUUAUGAUAAAACACUGUGAGCUAUUUUCAAGGAACAAUCUUCUCCUUGGUAAUUACUGGUAAAUGAGGCUCAUGUGUAGCUGUGCUUAGGGGUGUGGUAGACUGCCCCAAACACACCGUCCAAUCACAAGUCUUCCCAGGACCCCGGGAUCAGGACGCAUCGUUUGGCUCAAGGUCCGCGUCUGCCAAAGUUUUUUUUCCCAACUUUGUGACAACUUCGGGAGAGUUGCUCCGACCCGCACGCCGCGUGUUUGCGCUCCGUGACACAUAAAAAAAAAAAACAAACAACGUAAGGUAUGUGGCUUCUGGAUUGAAAUUAAAUAUUGAUCGCGGUCCAAAAAGGAAGCAUGUCGGCCUCUGGAGACUCGAGAGAUGAGUUUUCCGCGGACGAAGAUGUGCAACGAUCGCGAGCGAGGAAGCGCGCGGCACAGGUGUCCUCCUGUCUGCCCUUCAGCGUGGAGGCGCUGAUGUCGGACAGAGGCCCGCUGGCAGCGACCGAAAGACCGAAUGGGAAUGACGACCUGGAUGAGGAUGAGGCGCGCAAGCCCGACGAGUUUAAUCAGCGCGUAGCAUCCGUUAAAUCAGAGUCGUCGGAACCGGAGGAAAGUCCGUCUUGGACAUCAGGCUCCAUUAAUAUCUCCACACCACCCGGGCAGCUCAGUCCAGCAGUCUGCUCCCUGAGGAAGCACAAAACCAACCGCAAGCCACGCACUCCCUUCACCACGAUGCAGCUCCUGGCCCUCGAGAGGAAAUUUCGCCAGAAGCAGUACCUGUCCAUCGCCGAGCGGGCCGAGUUCUCCUCCUCCCUGUCGCUGUCCGAGACGCAGGUCAAGAUCUGGUUCCAGAAUCGACGAGCCAAAGCCAAGAGGCUCCAGGAGGCCGAGGUGGAGAAACUCAAAAUGACGGCGGGCGUGGGGUCCAAGGCUGCGUUCUAUCCGGGCUUCUCGUCUUUAGGCUUUCCCCUCAGUGUUAACCUGCAGGCCGGUUCGUCGGCACUCUACGGACUGGGCACCUCAUAUGGCCGCGGCCCCACUUUCCCUCCCGCACAUCUGGCCAUGUACGCCUCACGGCUCGGCUACAGCCUGUUCCACCUCUCCUGAGGGAGGAAGCAUCACUGCAGGACUACGGAGACAGAGAGUGUUUUUAACAAGGAAUGACAAGAGUGUAUCAUUAAAUGAUGCGCCACGUGGGAAAAAAACUUGUCUGCAAAGUGGAUUUUCUCUUGAGUCACAAGAAGAAUCUUCUGAAUGGUCCAUUUCAUGGAGGGACGAGGAAACAACACUUUGAGUCUCCUUUACUGUCUGAAAGCUUCAUUGUAACCGUUGUUGUUGUUUUGUUUCUGCUCUUUUUGUACAUAUUUUUCACUCGUCAGCCCUGGAUAUGGAGAGAAAUCUGAUAAUUAUCAGAGAAAAAGCACGACCCAAGU
Messenger RNA from Mugil cephalus (flathead mullet), 2702 nucleotides. RefSeq names its product homeobox protein MSX-2-like. The record is from RefSeq and is a predicted model, not a curated record. The transcript has 2 exons. Gene Ontology annotation, biological process: regulation of transcription by RNA polymerase II; embryonic morphogenesis. Lineage: Eukaryota; Metazoa; Chordata; Actinopteri; Mugiliformes; Mugilidae. Gene Ontology annotation, cellular component: nucleus. The coding region runs from base 1624 to 2376 and encodes 250 amino acids. Gene Ontology annotation, molecular function: RNA polymerase II transcription regulatory region sequence-specific DNA binding; DNA-binding transcription factor activity, RNA polymerase II-specific.